Telopea speciosissima is the source of this 1102-nucleotide messenger RNA. RefSeq names its product heavy metal-associated isoprenylated plant protein 9. Gene Ontology annotation, molecular function: metal ion binding. NCBI's taxonomy places the organism in Eukaryota, Viridiplantae, Streptophyta, Magnoliopsida, Proteales, Proteaceae. The coding region runs from base 179 to 1102 and encodes 307 amino acids. The record is from RefSeq and is a predicted model, not a curated record. The transcript has 6 exons.
CUCUUCACUUGUAUAUAUUAACAGGAGUACUCACUCUUCUUUGUUGUGUCUUCCCGUCUAUUUUCUUGCUUUGUCUUCGUCUCCUCCCUUUCUCCUUCUCCUCUAUAACUUUAAAGGGCUUGAGUGGAUUCGGGUUAGUUUCUCUUUCUCUCACUGCAACUGGGGCUUGAGUGGGCCAAUGGGUGAAGAAGCUAAGCAGGAGGAAUCCAAGACAGAAAGCAAGGCAGAAGAGAAGAAAGAAGAAAAGAAAGUGGAAGGUCCGGAAGAGAAGAAGGAAGAGCCAAAGCCACCGUCUCCGGUUGUCCUGUUUGUUGAAUUGCAUUGUGUAGGAUGCGCAAAGAAGAUAGAGAGGUCCCUCAUGAAAGUCAGAGGAGUUGAAGGAGUAGUGAUGGACAUGGCACAAAAUCAUAUAACCAUAAAGGGAAUAGUGGAACCUCAAGCUCUAUGCAAGAGAAUACAGAAAAAGACCAAGAGAAAAGCCAAAAUUUUGUCCCCACUACCAGCUGAGGGAGAUCCCCUACCACAAUUUGUCACUUCACAGGUGAGUGGACCAACGACAGUGGAACUGAACGUGAACAUGCAUUGUGAGGCUUGCGCUGAGCAGCUCAAGAGGAAAAUACUGAAGAUGAGAGGAGUGCAAACGGCGGAGACAGAGAUGGCGAGUGGGAAAGUGAAGGUAACUGGAACCAUGGACGAGAAACGGCUGGUGGACUAUGUGUACAGAAGGACAAAGAAGCAAGCGCGGAUAGUCCCACAGCCGGAGGAGCCCGUCACAGUUGCAGAGAAGAAGGAAGACAACAUUGCUGGAGAAAAGCCCAACAAAGAAGAGGAAGCAGCAAAGAAGAUGGAUAUUAAUGAUCCUAAGCAAGAGAACGCAGAGAAGGUGAAGGAAGAAGCAGACAAAGCAGCAGCAGCAGCGGCAGCGGCAGCGGAAGCAGAAGCAGAUAAGAAGAAGGAGAAAAGAGAUGAAGGGAAUGAAAAUACGGAGGAAAGCAAGGACAGAAUGUAUCAGUACUACUACCCUCCUGUCUACGUCAUGGAGCGGGUCCCACCCCCUCAGCUCUUCAGCGAUGAAAAUCCCAACGCCUGUUGCAUCUCAUGA